This is a messenger RNA of Symbiodinium pilosum, 231 nucleotides long. The record is from the annotation of a GenBank genome assembly. Lineage: Eukaryota; Dinophyceae; Suessiales; Symbiodiniaceae.
AUGGACACCGGCGGGUGCUCCGUGGAGAGCACCAACGUCACGGAGACCGAUGGCGACUUGGAGUUCGAGAGCACGACCGCUGAACUGUUCGCAAUGACCCCCGACCCUGCCGCGGGAACUGUGGACGUGCGUACGUUGCACUCCGGUGUCCAGAAUGCCAUUGAUGCAGAGCUGACGAACCGUGGCUUGAUCCCAAUUCGAGGGGACAUCGACGAGAACCACACCCGCGAG